Molecule: messenger RNA, 2133 nt
Organism: Ceraceosorus guamensis
Lineage: Eukaryota; Fungi; Basidiomycota; Exobasidiomycetes; Ceraceosorales; Ceraceosoraceae
Product: Galactokinase
Exons: 7
Coding region: 204-1784 (526 amino acids)
Biological process (GO): galactose metabolic process; carbohydrate phosphorylation
Cellular component (GO): cytoplasm; cytosol
Molecular function (GO): ATP binding; galactokinase activity
Source: RefSeq, a predicted model, not a curated record
AGCACUCAUUCACGAUUCUUGAUCGUGGUUGCGUCUUCUCCUUCAUGGCCCCCCUGCGUGCACACAUGAACUCAGGUGACCAAGCAGGAGAAUCAAGUGCUAGCUAUUCAGCCCAAGCCCAAGUGGCCUCACAGCCAGCAACGCCUACUUCUUCCCCAGUCACGCCCCACCCACCGAGCCAGCGCCUUCUGAGUCAUACAGACAUGGCUUCUCAGUCAAUAGACCCGGUACCCAUGGUGCCAGCAUUAGCAGAUAUCUACAGCCCCGAGCGCGUCGUCCCGGAAGGUCAAAGAUGGGAUGCGCUGACGUCCAAAUUUGGCGAAGUAUUCGGGCACAAGCCGGGAUACGUUGCUAGAGCGCCAGGCCGGGUAAACAUCAUCGGAGAGCACAUUGACCACAUGGGCUUCGGCGUGCUCCCGGCUGCGCUGGAGAUGGACAUCCUCAUGGCUUUUCGCGUCUCCGCUGCCACCUCGUCCACGGACAAGCUCUCCUUCCACUUGUACAACACUACGCCACGCUUUGAGGCUACUAGCUUCGAAAGCGACGUGAAAGACCCCACAGAGGUGCAAUUGCAGCACGAAGGUGCCUCGAGAUGGGCGAACUACUUCAAGGUGGCCUUCAAGGGACUGCAUCCUCACCUUCCUCCCGCUGUCCUCAGCGCAGCUUCUCGACCAGCUCGCGUAGAGGUUUUGGUAGACGGUACUAUUCCUCCCGAGUCUAGUCUGAGCUCCUCCGCUGCCAUGACAGUUUGCAGCUCCAUCGUUAUCCUAGAAGCGUUCAAGGCGAGAGAGAUCAUUUCUAGGCGAGAAAUGGCAGAAGUGGCCAUAGAGAGCGAACGACUUGUGGGAGUCGCUUCUGGAGGCAUGGACCAGUCAGCAUCCAUCUUUGGCACUCCUGGCAGCGCGCUUCACAUCACGUUCCAUCCGUCCCUAGCAGUCCAAGCUAUCGAACUUCCAAAGUCGAACCCUCCUCAUACUUUCGUCGUAGCGAAUACUUUGAUAGUAAGCGACAAGAAGGUCUCUGGGCCUGUGCAGUACAAUCUGCGCGUUGGAGAGUUACGGAUGGCAGCUCGAGCUUUGAGUGCUGCUCUCGGCUUGCCCAAGGACGCAAGCACCCAAACGCUUCGCAAGCUGCUGGCCGUGUACUUUGAACACAAUGCCUUACCUGGCCAGGGGGAGAACAAGCUUGUGGACGAGGUUAAGAACAAAUUUGGAGAAGAGGCAGCACAGAUUGCAUUUCUGGGUGCCAAGGCGGACGAGAUCCUCCCCAAGGAGCCCCUAACGAGGGACCAGGUGGAACAAUUGACCGGCUACGCAGGCGCUGCGUUUGACAAGGAGUUCUUGAGCGAGUUUCCGAUCCGAGCGGACACCUUCAAGCUCCACGCCCGCACAAGGCACGUCUUUGCAGAGUCGCUUCGCGUGCUGCAAUUCAAGGCAGCGUGCGUUGCCAGCCCUACGGCAUCUACAUACGAAGAGCUGGGCAAGCUGAUGGAUCAGAGCCAAGAGUCUUUGAUGUCAGACUACGAAAACGGCUGUCCGGAGAUUUUGGACGUUGUGCGCAUAGCAAGAGCGAACGGAUCGCUGGGCAGUCGUGCGACCGGUGCUGGCUGGGGAGGCUCGACGGUACAUCUGGUGCGCCAGGACAAGGUGAACGGGGUGCUCUCUGCUCUACGUGAAGAGUUCUACGCUCAAAGAUUUCCGGAGCUGGGCACAACCCAGGUGAAUCAGAGUCUGCUCGUUAGUCAGCCGGCAGGAGGAGCAUGUGUAUACGCCGUGGAAGCCUAGAGGGGCUCUAUGCAAUCCCACCAACGCCUUUAUACCGGCGGCAUUCAUUCAAGACUCGCGAUCCGGAGACAAAGCGGGAAAGAAUGUAUUGAGAUGGUUGUAGUACAACAAUUAGACGCGAGCGAAACGAGGCCGGCUCUAUGUGGGUAUCGUGUUCGGAACAAGCGCAGCUUGGACAGAGGGCAGUUGCUUAUCGCCAACAAUGCUGGGUCAAGGGAGCGUGAUGAGCAACGUCCAGGCUGCUUGAUGGAAGCGAAGGGGACCAAAAUUGGAUCUGAAUGGGUCGAGGCGACCUUAUCUUUAGGUCACAUGCAUCUCUAAGUGAUGACAGGCGUGGCGAUGACGUGCA